Cetraspora pellucida is the source of this 135-nucleotide messenger RNA. The record is from the annotation of a GenBank genome assembly. NCBI's taxonomy places the organism in Eukaryota, Fungi, Glomeromycota, Glomeromycetes, Diversisporales, Gigasporaceae.
CAUCACCCGUCAUUAAUUCCUGCUAAUCCAUCCCUGAUUGGUAUCAGAGUAUUCACAUUUCGUCCUACUAGUCCCCUAGAAAUUAUAAAAGAACGACUUCGUUAUCCAAAGUUUUCCAUUACUCGCCCGUAUACC